Molecule: messenger RNA, 10490 nt
Organism: Nomascus leucogenys (northern white-cheeked gibbon)
Lineage: Eukaryota; Metazoa; Chordata; Mammalia; Primates; Hylobatidae
Gene: ARHGAP5
Product: Rho GTPase activating protein 5
Biological process (GO): signal transduction
Source: RefSeq, a predicted model, not a curated record
AAAGAGUCCAGUUAUUUUAAUUAUCCAGUACAGCAGAAGAGAGGCUUAACUUGUUUAUUCUAGAUAAGAAGAGUAGUUGAUUUGAGAGGGCUUGGUAAUAUUUAUUCCAUUUCCAUUUCUCUCCCAUAUUUGUGCGAGCACGUGUGUGUGUAAAUAAGUUACCUAUUUUCUUAAAAAUUCUCCUUUUGAGUAGGGAGGAUGGGUGUUUUAAAGCUUUUUCUCUGAAGUCUUGGCUCCUGAUCAAUUUUUAAUGAUGCCAUCUUACAUAUUUUUCCUCCUGCUCUUUAAUGCCUUUUAUUUAUGGAUAUAUAAGCAUUAUUAGCCACAGAAUUGUGGCCCCCAUUUCAGAUUUUUAUUGAUACAGAAAACUCUAUUUUUUGAGAAGAGCAAAUUGCAUACAAUAACUUAUUUGUACUGGUAAACACUUUUAGACUAUCAAUAUUAAUAAGAAACAAGGUCCUAAAUUUCCAGGCUCCCUAAAUCAAGAUAAAGAACUAAAAAUAAUGUCGACUAUGAAAAUCAUUGUUUGGAAAUCGUCUCUUUUUUUUUUUUAACGUCUUCUGGUGUCUUCAUUAUAAGAAAAUAAAUGAGAUUUCAAGUCUUCCCCGCCUCCAGUAUCAUGUCCUAUAACUGAACAUUACACCUUUUUAAUGUUUUCUUUAGAAGCCCUGAUUUGGCUUUGGUUUAUGUUGAUACAUGUCCAUGGUUAUUAAAAUUUCUGAUUAUUUAGGACAUAAUUUUUAAGGUAUCUUUGGGGUGUACACUCUAUAGUACUUAACAUCUUACUCAGGUUAUGACUUUGAACUGCAUCAUUAUAACACUAAAAAGCAACCUUGGCGAACUUCAGUACCUUAUGUAACAUAAGAAAUAAAGAAUAACUUGAACUUAAAACACUUUUUAUAUGUUUACUUCAGGUAUUCUGAAGGGUUUUUAGUACAAAGAUAAAAACAUGCGUUGGAAUGCAUUAACAUUCCAACUUACGUAAGUGGUGUAGAUACCUAUGGCAUUAGUACCACAUUUUGAUGGUUGGACCACCCACCAAAUUCCCUUCUCUCCUUUUUUACUUCUUUUUAUUUCUGUUUACUUUCAUUGCAAGUUUCCUUCCGCAUCCUUCUUUCCCACCUACAAUUUGUAACUGAAAGAAAGAAGUAGCUACAGACCUUACCUAACAUACUCUUAACCUACUUGGUAGGUAGGAUUCAGAUGCAAGGGAGUGGCUCGAAUAAAGGAUUUUAGUCAUGCCUUUUAGAAAUUAGGGAGCAAGAGAUACAUAGAAAAAUUAGAAAUGUCUCUUCUACCUUUAUCUAUUAAGGUUACCUUUGAGAAAUAUGAAGAAGGGCAGGAAGACGGAAAAACGAACAGAACUUCUGCUGGAAUAUUGUGACAGAUUUACUGACAAAUAUUUUCUAACAGAUUUUUACCAACAGGCAGUUUUUGUUUUCUUUACUGACAGACCGUAAAUGUACUUCUGGUUGGCAGCAGCUGCAUCAUUAUAACACUAAAAAGCAACCUUGGCUAACUUCAGUACCUUAUGUAACAUAAAAAAUAAAGAAUAACUUGAAUUUAACAUACUUUUUAUAUGUUUACUAACAAUAAACUAUUUUCAAUGCAGGAAAUAAAUAUUUCCCCAAAGAGGAAUGCCCCCUCAAUUACUUUCUUUUAGACUUAACACAUUGGAGUAGAUGUGGUUUUGCUCAUUCUUUUAUCUGCUGGCAACUAUUUUAAGUCUCCUGUGUAAGGCAGAUUCCGAUGACCUCGGGAAAGUCACAGGACCUCAGUUUCUUCAAUGGUAAAAGCAAAGGCAGUGGUUUCUACGGUCCUUUCUCACUGCACCAUUCACCGUCGGUGCCCUCAUGAGAAACACACCCAAAGCCCAGUGUGCUCUACCCCAAAACUUGUGAAAUUUCUAGAGUCUCAAAAAAGUGAAUAUGUUUAAGGCAGUAUAAUAAAAGCCAGGUGGCCGACAGUUCCUAAAGUUAGGCUGGUAGUGGCGUGAACAGGGGUCUUUUGGGCCACCCUGAGACCCGCCCCAUGGGGCUUCUCGUUCCGCGUCUUGGCUUCUCGCUCCACUUCCACAGAACGUACUGAAUCAGGGGCCUGCAUCCCCGUGCCGUGCCGAGCCGACGGAGAAAUGGACUCCUCUUCUCGCUCCUGGGGAGUUUCGUCUUCUGGGUGAGUGUGGCACCGGGUCCUGGGCGGGUGAUGUCUGUAGUUGGCGAGCGAUCCUCAGCCAGAAAACUGGCUGCGCACACAGGCGCAGACACGCGAACAUGUUCCUGCGAACGAGCUUGGGCGCAUGUUUUCCUCCCUUGCUUUCUUUAAUGCUGAGAGACCAUAAGGGGAUUUAUCGAGAAGCAUUCGGUGCCCAUGCCCGGUUUGGAACCGCGAGCACAAUAUCUGGUUCCUUUGCAGUACGGUGGUUUGCUCUUGAGUUACGACCAGAAACCGGAACAGAAGGAAAGGGAGAAAGCAGGGGAGGUUCGGGGACGACGGCGCUCCGGGCAGCAAGGCAGCAGCUUCCAAAGCGUGGAGGAUGGGACUGAGGAGGAGCAGAAUACGGAGAAAGAGGGAAGCUGAGGAAAAAUACUCACGCCAAUGGGUAAAAGGGAAAAGGAAGAUGAUCCCUAUGAUCUUGAAGAUGUUUCUGCACAGAAAUGAGGGAAAUAUAAAGAACCAAAUACAGUUCUGAAAUUUGGGAUCUGUAUUUUGAGAUGAUUUUAUUUUCAGAAUGAGAAGCAUAUCUGGUUACCUUUAUGAAUGUAGAGACAUGAGAAGAGAGUUAUGAUGGCAAAAAACAAAGAGCCUCGUCCCCCAUCCUAUACCAUCAGUGUAGUUGGACUCUCUGGGACCGAAAAAGACAAAGGUAACUGUGGAGUUGGAAAGUCUUGUUUGUGCAAUAGAUUUGUACGCUCAAAAGCAGAUGAAUAUUAUCCAGAGCAUACUUCUGUGCUUAGCACCAUUGACUUUGGAGGACGAGUAGUAAACAAUGAUCACUUUUUGUACUGGGGUGACAUAAUACAAAAUGGUGAAGAUGGAGUAGAAUGCAAAAUUCAUGUCAUUGAACAAACAGAGUUCAUUGAUGACCAGACUUUCUUGCCUCAUCGGAGUACGAAUUUGCAACCAUAUAUAAAACGUGCAGCUGCAUCUAAAUUGCAGUCAGCAGAAAAACUAAUGUACAUUUGCACUGAUCAGCUAGGCUUAGAACAAGACUUUGAACAGAAGCAAAUGCCUGAAGGGAAGCUCAACGUAGAUGGAUUUUUAUUAUGCAUUGAUGUAAGUCAGGGAUGCAACAGGAAGUUUGAUGAUCAACUUAAAUUUGUGAAUAACCUUUUUGUCCAGUUAUCAAAAUCAAAAAAACCUGUAAUAAUAGCAGCAACUAAAUGUGAUGAAUGCGUGGAUCAUUAUCUUAGAGAAGUUCAGGCAUUUGCUUCAAACAAAAAGAACCUUCUUGUAGUGGAAACAUCAGCACGAUUUAAUGUCAACAUUGAAACAUGUUUCACUGCACUGGUACAAAUGUUGGAUAAAACUCGUAGCAAGCCUAAAAUUAUUCCCUAUUUGGAUGCUUAUAAAACACAGAGACAACUUGUUGUCACAGCAACAGAUAAGUUUGAAAAACUUGUGCAGACUGUGAGAGAUUAUCAUGCAACUUGGAAAACCGUUAGUAAUAAAUUAAAAAAUCAUCCUGAUUAUGAAGAAUACAUCAACUUAGAGGGAACAAGAAAGGCCAGAAAUACAUUCUCAAAACAUAUAGAACAACUUAAACAGGAACAUAUAAGAAAAAGGAGAGAAGAGUAUAUAAAUACUUUACCAAGAGCUUUUAACACUCUUUUGCCAAAUCUAGAAGAGAUUGAACAUUUGAAUUGGUCAGAAGCUUUGAAGUUAAUGGAAAAGAGAGCAGAUUUCCAGUUAUGUUUUGUGGUGCUAGAAAAAACUCCUUGGGAUGAAACUGACCAUAUAGACAAAAUUAAUGAUAGGCGGAUUCCAUUUGACCUCCUGAGCACUUUAGAAGCUGAAAAAGUCUAUCAGAACCAUGUACAGCAUCUAAUAUCCGAGAAGAGGAGGGUAGAAAUGAAGGAAAAAUUCAAAAAGACUUUGGAAAAAAUUCAAUUCAUUUCACCAGGGCAGCCGUGGGAGGAAGUUAUGUGCUUUGUUAUGGAGGAUGAAGCCUUCAAAUAUAUCACUGAGGCUGAUAGCAAAGAGGUAUAUGGUAGGCAUCAGCGAGAAAUAGUUGAAAAAGCCAAAGAAGAGUUUCAAGAAAUGCUUUUUGAGCAUUCUGAACUUUUUUAUGAUUUAGAUCUUAAUGCAACACCUAGUUCAGAUAAAAUGAGUGAAAUUCAUACAGUUCUGAGUGAAGAACCUAGAUAUAAAGCUUUACAGAAACUUGCACCUGAUAGGGAAUCUCUUCUACUUAAGCAUAUAGGAUUUGUUUAUCAUCCCACUAAAGAAACAUGUCUUAGUGGCCAAAAUUGUACAGACAUUAAAGUGGAGCAGUUACUUGCUAGUAGUCUUUUACAGUUGGAUCAUGGCCGCUUAAGAUUAUAUCACGAUAGUACCAAUAUAGAUAAAGUUAACCUUUUUAUUUUAGGGAAGGAUGGCCUUGCCCAAGAACUAGCAAAUGAAAUAAGGACACAAUCCACUGAUGAUGAGUAUGCCUUAGAUGGAAAAAUUUAUGAACUUGAUCUUCGGCCGGUUGAUGCCAAAUCGCCUUACUUUUUGAGUCAGUUAUGGACUGCCGCCUUUAAACCACAUGGGUGCUUCUGUGUAUUUAAUUCCAUUGAGUCAUUGAGUUUUAUUGGGGAAUUUAUUGGGAAAAUAAGAACUGAAGCUUCUCAGAUCAGAAAAGAUAAAUACAUGGCUAAUCUUCCAUUUACAUUAAUUCUGGCUAAUCAGAGAGAUUCCAUUAGUAAGAAUCUACCAAUUCUCAGGCACCAAGGGCAGCAGUUGGCAAACAAGUUACAAUGUCCUUUUGUAGAUGUACCUGCUGGUACAUAUCCUCGUAAAUUUAAUGAAACCCAAAUAAAGCAAGCUCUCAGAGGAGUAUUGGAAUCAGUUAAACACAAUUUAGAUGUGGUGAGCCCAGUUCCUGCCAAUAAGGACAUAUCAGAAGCUGACCUGAGAAUUGUCAUGUGCGCCAUGUGUGGAGAUCCAUUUAGUGUGGAUCUUAUUCUUUCACCCUUCCUUGAUUCUCAUUCUUGCAGUGCUGCUCAAGCUGGACAGAAUAAUUCCCUAAUGCUUGAUAAAAUCAUUGGUGAAAAAAGGAGGCGAAUACAGAUCACAAUAUUAUCAUACCACUCUUCAAUUGGAGUAAGAAAAGAUGAACUAGUUCAUGGGUAUAUAUUAGUUUACUCUGCAAAACGGAAAGCAUCAAUGGGAAUGCUUCGAGCAUUUCUAUCAGAAGUUCAAGACACCAUUCCUGUACAGCUGGUGGCAGUUACUGACAGCCAAGCAGAUUUUUUUGAAAAUGAGGCUAUCAAAGAGUUAAUGACUGAAGGAGAACACAUUGCAACUGAGAUCACUGCUAAAUUUACAGCAUUGUAUUCUUUAUCUCAGUAUCAUCGGCAAACUGAGGUGUUCACUCUGUUUUUUAGUGAUGUUCUAGAGAAAAAAAAUAUGAUAGAAAAUUCUUAUUUGUCUGAUAAUACAAGGGAAUCAACCCAUCAAAGUGAAGAUGUUUUUCUACCAUCUCCCAGAGACUGUUUUCCCUAUAAUAACUACCCUGAUUCAGAUGAUGACACAGAAGCACCACCUCCUUACAGUCCAAUUGGGGAUGAUGUACAGUUGCUUCCAACACCUAGUGACCGUUCCAGAUAUAGAUUAGAUUUGGAAGGAAAUGAAUAUCCUAUUCAUAGUACCCCAAACUGUCAUGACCAUGAACGCAACCAUAAAGUGCCUCCACCUAUUAAACCUAAACCAGUUGUACCUAAGACAAAUGUGAAAAAACUGGAUCCAAACCUUUUAAAAACAAUUGAAGCUGGUAUUGGUAAAAAUCCAAGAAAGCAGACUUCCCGGGUGCCUUUGGCACAUCCUGAAGAUAUGGAUCCUUCAGAUAGCUAUGUGGAACCCACUGAUACAAUUUUCAAACAGAAGGGCUAUUCUGAUGAGAUUUAUGUUGUCCCAGAUGAUAGUCAAAAUCGCAUUAAAAUUCGAAACUCAUUUGUAAAUAAUACCCAAGGAGAUGAAGAAAAUGGAUUUUCUGAUAGAACCUCAAAAAGUCAUGGGGAACGGAGGCCUUCAAAAUACAAAUAUAAAUCUAAAACCUUGUUUAGUAAAGCCAAGUCAUACUAUAGAAGAACACAUUCAGAUGCCAGUGAUGAUGAGGCUUUCACCACUUCUAAAACAAAAAGAAAAGGAAGACAUCGUGGAAGUGAAGAAGAUCCACUUCUUUCUCCUGUUGAAACUUGGAAAGGUGGUAUUGAUAAUCCUGCAAUCACUUCUGACCAGGAGUUAGAUGAUAAGAAGAUGAAGAAGAAAACCCACAAAGUGAAAGAAGAUAAAAAGCAGAAAAAGAAAACUAAGAACUUCAAUCCACCAACACGUAGAAAUUGGGAAAGUAAUUACUUUGGGAUGCCCCUCCAGGAUCUGGUUACAGCUGAGAAGCCCAUACCACUAUUUGUUGAGAAAUGUGUGGAAUUUAUUGAAGAUACAGGGUUAUGUACCGAAGGACUCUACCGUGUCAGCGGGAACAAAACUGACCAAGACAAUAUUCAAAAGCAGUUUGAUCAAGAUCAUAAUAUCAAUCUAGUGUCAAUGGAAGUAACAGUAAAUGCUGUAGCUGGAGCCCUUAAAGCUUUCUUUGCAGAUCUGCCAGAUCCUUUAAUUCCAUAUUCUCUUCAUCCGGAACUAUUGGAAGCAGCAAAAAUCUCGGAUAAAACAGAACGUCUUCAUGCCUUGAAAGAAAUUGUUAAGAAAUUUCAUCCUGUAAACUAUGAUGUGUUCAGAUACGUGAUAACACAUCUAAACAGGGUUAGUCAGCAAAAUAAAAUCAACCUAAUGACAGCAGACAACUUAUCCAUCUGUUUUUGGCCAACCUUGAUGAGACCUGAUUUUGAAAAUCGAGAGUUUCUGUCUACUACUAAGAUUCAUCAAUCUGUUGUUGAAACAUUCAUUCAGCAGUGUCAGUUUUUCUUUUACAAUGGAGAAAUUGUAGAAACGACAAACAUUGUGGCUCCUCCACCACCUUCAAACCCAGGACAGUUGGUGGAACCAAUGGUACCACUUCAGUUGCCGCCACCAUUGCAACCUCAGCUGAUACAACCACAAUUACAAACGGAUCCUCUUGGUAUUAUAUGAGUAGGAAGUGAUUGCAAACAGGCUGGAUUUGGACAAAAAGCAAAUCUAGACAUGCAUGUUUCAGGGUUCAGUAGUAUACUUCAUGUUUCAUACAGAUAAUUCACAUUCAAAAUUACAUUUUCUCUUUGAACUAGAUGGUAUUCCUUAUUCACUUACAUUACAAAUCUAAGACCAUGUGAUAAGCAUGACUGGAGAGGUUUAAUUUUUAUAAACAAAAAUAGCUAUAAAGUACAAAGCUGCUGCUGCAUGCAACCUUAUUGCAAUCAGUAUAUCAUUCCUGUGGCAAUUUCUGUCACAUUAUAUUGUGAAUAAAAUUUUUCUAUAGAAAUUAAAUGAUUUAAAAACUCACCUAUAUGAAACAUUUAAUGCUUUUCAGCCUGCUUUCUGGCUGAUUUUGUUAUUUGAUUGCUAAUUUGGGCAACUUAAUUUACAUUCUGGCAGUCAGUGUAGAUAACUAAAAGCCCAGUUAAGUAUUUUAUUCAGGCUACUGAGGCCAUGCUUGGGAUGUUGUUUGAAAGAAAGAAAAAAUACACUUGACAUAUUUCACAUUUCUGUACCUUCAUCUUUACUUCCAAGUAAACCUGUGGAUGAUUUGAUGAGGGAUAAAUGAACCUAUUUCUUUUACACACAUACCAAGGACAUGCUUGUGGCUAAAGUGAGUUGAUAAUGUUGUGCAAAGGAUAGUUGUCACCAACUCAUUUCUUUAUGGUCCAUAAUGAAAUAAAAAUUUUGUAUACUGUUAAUUCUGUAAACAGAUGCAUGUUCAAAAGAUCUAUGAUGGUCUUGUAAUCUUAAUCUAAUAUAUUUUAGAUAUUUUAAUUUUUUCCCUCUUGGGGAACACAUUUAGUAUAGUGUAGAGAAUACUUCAUGACAUUUUCAUAUAAGGUUAUAUAACUUUUCAUACAUAAACAUGAAAUUUGUUGUAGAAAAUUCUUUAAACCAAACAUUUAAUUCUAGGACUUCAAUUUAAUUUGUUCCUUGAAUCUAUUUUUAUGUGGCCCUUAAAAAAUAUCCAAAAAACCCAUUGCUAAUAUAGCAAUAAAAAUACUUUGGGUACUGACAGACUCUUUGGAGUGUUUAUAUUACAAAUUUGUAUUCAUGUUCUUUUCUGUGAUGUGUUGUACUAAAAUCCAAAAUGGCUUUUGCACCAUUUUUAAGCCAAUUUUUUCCUUUGAUGUUGGUACCAGAAUUACUAUAAAUGACUGCUGCUUUUGGGGGUAAACAUUUUGUUAGUGAAGAUAAAACCAGAACACUAAAUUAUGGAUAAAAUUUUCAGAAUAGGUGGCACAGAUAAAUUUCACUAGGUUAUAUUUUGUGUAGUAAAAAAAAAAAAAUUCUUUGGUCAAUGUUAUCUUAAUUCAUACUACAAUUUUAAGAUUAUCUUAUAUGUAUUAUAGUAAAUAGAUGAUUUUCAGAUUCAAGGCUCCUAAGAGUUUGAUUUGCUCUGUUUUUUCCUAAAAUAAAUAUUGUCUGUCCCAGCUGUUAAGUUCUAGGUAUUGUACUUCCAAUUUUAACUUCAGAACCAAGAUGUUGGCAUGAACCAGGCUGCUGUUGAAGUACAUGUAUAUUAUAAAUUAUCUUAUUUGUGUUAUAUUCUUACAUGUUAUCUUUUCUAAGAAAACAAAGUCCCUAUUAUUCCUAUUGCAAAGCACACAGGAAUUAAGAAAGUACAGUAAUUUUUAAAAAAAAAAAUCCGGUAAAUGUAGUAUUCUUAACCUGUUCUAUAUUACUUAUACCUAUUGUCUAUAUAGCUUUAAUUUAUAGUUGUCAGUUUAACUAUUGGCAUGUCUGGCAAAGAAAAAUUAAACUUUAAGAGUUUUAUAAACUGUUUCUAGGUUGCUAAAGAAUUUAUUUUUCUACUAUAUAUGGUAUAGACAAAGCAUCAAACUAUGUACAGGAAAAAAGCCUGACUAUUUCUAUUGGAAGUAGGCUGAAAAGAGAAUUUUCAAAACUGUUCGUGUCUUCAGUUCAUUCUGUCAUAACUUUGCUAUUGUAAUAUGUGAAUACCAGUUUAUUUAAGCUAUUCUCUUUUAUACUGUAUUAAUUUAAUGUUCAUCUGCAUUUAGUACCAUUUUUGUUAUUAAAACUGGCAUUUACCAUUUUUCACAUUAACCCACCUUGCACCUUCCCCCAAACUUAUCUCCACUUUUCUAUGCAUUCUAUCAUUGAUUUGACACACUUCGUAGUGAGUCAUUUAAAUACUCUACAUUUGGUUCAAUUAACCAGUAGGUUACAGUUACUGAAAAUUAAAGUACAGUUUAAAGCUCAGUCUGUUACACUGAAUUGAUUGUGUUUGUUUUUGCCAAGGGUUUAGAUAUGUUUUUAAAUAUUAGAAACAUCUAAGAACAGAAUAACAUAAUUAAACUUUUUUCUGGUAAGUUACUGGAAGGUUUCACUGUUUAGGGACCUAUCAUAUGAGACUUCUUAAAGGAUUAAAAGAAUAGGAGGAUAGUCUCAUAAUUGUGAGUAAACAUCAAGGCAUUAUAUUUUACAAUACUAAAUAAAAUUUCAUCUACACACAUGUUGCCAUUGUUUCAUUUAAGGUUCAGUGCUUAUAGUUAACUACAAUAUUGGACCUAACAGGAUCUAGAUUAGGAAUAUGAAGAAGCAUAGUGGUACUCUGUUUCACACUUUCAGUAGAUUUAUUAGAAGUCAAAUUCUAUUCAACAGACACUUAUUAGGAUAUACAACUAAUUUAAGAAUAAAAUUCCAGGCACAAUAUAUUUUUUUUAAAUGGUAUUUGUUAGUAGUGCUUCUUCCCUUUAACAUUUACAGUGUAAAUACUGCAGGUAACCGCAAUCUAAGUUAGCCAAAAAGCAGCUUUUUUUCCCAUACUGUAUGUAAAUAAUGUAGACCUGGGUUUUUUUGUUUGUUUGGGUUUUUUUUUUUUUUUUUUUUUUUGAGGUACUGGAAUCUAAUUAAUAUCUCUUAGGUAUAAAAAGGGAACAAUUGGAAUGAGAAUUUAGGCCUUAGCUUCCAUGGUGAUUUUUAGUUUUUUAUACAAUAAUAAUUGUGAUGCUAUUUGUCAACUGGAUAUAAAUAUAUAUAUAAUUUUAAAAAGUCAAAAGUGCUUUUGUUUCUUUGUUUAAUGUAAUUUUUGUGCUUCACCCACAGGAUGCUGCAGUAAAUUAAAUAUCAGUGAAGCUUCCGAUGUAUAAAGAAUGCUAUGAAUAAAACAUUAAGAAGCUGUGUAAUUUUAA